Molecule: messenger RNA, 1336 nt
Organism: Catharus ustulatus (Swainson's thrush)
Lineage: Eukaryota; Metazoa; Chordata; Aves; Passeriformes; Turdidae
Gene: TRAPPC6B
Product: trafficking protein particle complex subunit 6B
Exons: 5
Coding region: 628-1185 (185 amino acids)
Biological process (GO): endoplasmic reticulum to Golgi vesicle-mediated transport; regulation of GTPase activity
Cellular component (GO): TRAPP complex; trans-Golgi network; cis-Golgi network
Source: RefSeq, a predicted model, not a curated record
CGCUUGUUCCCACCCACCUGGGACACAUCCUGCUUUCCCACUGUCAAUGGGGCCGAGGAGCCGGCACGCGCGGGACUCGGGCGAGGGCCAAUCACCGCUGCGCUACCACAGGCGGCUGUGCCCGGCGGGCCAAUAGACGGGGGCGUUACUUGGCGCAGGCUGGGGUGGCGGCCUGACGCGUGCCGGGGCCGCUGCUGCGGCGUGGCAGGGCAGCUCCGUACGGCGCGCUUGGCAUGGCGCCCGGGGCGGCGGCGGGGCUUUAAACCGCGCUCUACCCCGGCUGCAGCCGACGUCGCUCCGUGGCUCCCCGCGGCGGGCAGGGGAAGGCACGGGCGCUGUCUUGAAGGCAGUGACACACGCGCGCCCCGCCUGGCUCCAGCGGUCGGGUGGGCGGGGCAGGUCCGCAGGAGGGGCGGGUUUGGUCCCCGGCUCCGGCCCUCACUCAGACUCUGGACUCCCCGCGCCGCCCAAGUCCGCGCACUCUGCAGAGCUUUAACGCGACAGCCCUUUUCUCAGCGCUUUCCCGGCGGGGAGAACCGGCCCGGCCGGCACUGCUGGGCCGCCCCGUCUCGGCCCGGAGCUCCCGCGGGUGUCCGGGCCCGCCCGGAAGGGGCGGCGGCCCCGGUGAUGGCGGACGAGGCGCUGUUCUUGCUGCUGCACAGCGAGAUGGUGGCGGGGCUGUACCGCGCCGCCGAGCACGGCGAAGGGGUGAGUGGGGCCGGGGCCGCCCCGGGCCCUCCGGCAGCGGCCGGGGCUGACGCUGCGGCCGCGGCGCCUUGUGUCUUGCAGGAGAACGGGCGCUGCACCACCAAGCUGGAGAGCAUGGGCUUCCGCGUCGGCCAGGGGCUCAUCGAGAGGUUUACAAAAGACACUGCCAGGUUCAAGGAUGAAUUAGACAUUAUGAAGUUCAUUUGCAAAGAUUUUUGGACAACGGUAUUCAAAAAACAAAUAGAUAACCUAAGGACUAAUCACCAGGGUAUUUAUGUCCUUCAAGACAAUAAAUUUCGUCUCUUGACACAAAUGUCUGCAGGAAAGCAGUAUUUAGAACAUGCACCAAAGUAUUUAGCAUUCACCUGUGGAUUAAUCAGAGGAGGCCUAUCAAAUCUGGGAAUAAAGAGUAUUGUAACAGCUGAAGUUUCAUCAAUGCCUGCAUGUAAAUUUCAGGUCAUGAUACAGAAGAUGUAGAGCACAUUAAAAUCUGGGUAUCUGCUUUAAAAAGCCUUUGUAUGUGGAUUCAGUAUCUUUACUCAGUCUUGUAUAUAAUAUGUAAAUUAUAGCAGUGUGCAGCACAAUUCCAAAAUAUAUAAUAAAUGCUCAUCAAAAUAACUUAAUAUUA